Messenger RNA from Calliphora vicina (urban bluebottle blowfly), 1681 nucleotides. Its product is annotated as zinc finger protein 883-like. The transcript has 7 exons. NCBI's taxonomy places the organism in Eukaryota, Metazoa, Arthropoda, Insecta, Diptera, Calliphoridae. Gene Ontology annotation, cellular component: nucleus. Gene Ontology annotation, molecular function: zinc ion binding. The record is from RefSeq and is a predicted model, not a curated record. The coding region runs from base 68 to 1582 and encodes 504 amino acids.
UGAGAUGGUAAAGAACCGUUUAUUUAUAAACGGAAUUAAUUUAAUGUACGAGUAGGUAUAAUUAAUUAUGGAAAGUGUUUUACCCAUUUGUCGCGUCUGUUUAAACGCCACCAACGAAAGCAUCGAUUUUCAAACACCCUUCCAGAGUAAUGAAACUGCAGAAGGGAAUAAUACGUCAACACUGAAUUAUUUGGAAUGUUUGCGUUUGUGUACCAAUUUAGCCAUAGAGGAACAUGAUGAUGGACCACAGUGUUUAUGUACAGUAUGUGAAUCCGAGUUGCAAAUUGUUUAUAAAUUCCUACAAAAGGCACAAAGUUCACAGUCAAUUUUAGAAGAAAAUUUGCAAAAAUAUGAUCACAAUAAAGACACAAUUGAACUUACGGAAAUUUCAAUUAUAAAACUUGAGGAGACUGCUGAGGCGAGUGAUAAUGAUUUCGACCAUUUAAUUAGAGCAGAAGAUGAAGCUUUUGAUAUGAACGACUACAAUGUUAUUGCUGAGAUGGAGGAAGUUAUCAUAGACGAAGUCAAACCCGUUAUUUCUGAAAGAAUCCAACAUUUACAAGAAGAUUCCAAGACUUUUCAGGAAAAUACAAACAGUUAUACCUUUAAAAAGCUAAAAUGUCAUAUCUGCAAUCGUACCUAUAGAACCUCUCAUCUCUUAAAAGUUCAUCUUAAUUAUCAUAGACGCAGGAAGGAUCAAGAGUAUACCUGUAAAGUAUGUAACGAAUCAUUUUCUUUACAACGUUAUUUGACACAACAUAUGAUUGUGCACGAAGAUUUUCAAGAGCUACAUAAAUGUGAAUACUGCGAAAAGGAAUAUAUUAGCAAAACCGCCUUAAUUAGUCAUAAACGUAUACACCAAGGACAACCAUUAAAUUGUAAUGAAUGUGGAAAAGAGUUUAGUGGCAGCUAUGAAUUAAAAGUACACCUGAGAUUUCAUAGACGUGAAAAGGAACUGGAAAACAAUCAAUGUGAAAUAUGCUGUAAAGAAUUUUCAUCACAACGUUAUCUGAAUCAGCAUAUGGUCGUGCAUCUUGACGAUCGGGCGACUCAUAAAUGCAAUUAUUGUGAUAAGGUAUAUUUUUCCACAACUGCUCUAAACAAUCACAAACGUCUGCACGAGGGACAUACCUUGGAGUGUAUCGAAUGUGGCAAGCAAUUUACGCGCAGUUAUGAACUGAAAAUACAUAUGAGAUUUCACAAACGUGAACAACCAUUUGAGUGUACCAUGUGUGACAAGAAAUUUACCAUUAAGGGCCAUUUGAAAACACACAUGUGUCAGCAUCAGGGCAUUAAAUUGGAAUGCGAAGAGUGUGGUAAAUUGUUUUCAUCGACGAAAGCAUUAAAUGAACAUUCCUAUACACAUAGUGAAAUGCCAUAUCCGUGUGAUUUUUGUAGCAAAUCAUAUCCCUCCAGACAAAAGUAUAAAAUACAUUUGGAAAGAGUGCAUUCUAGUGAAAGCCAUGAAAUUGAUAUGUCGCAGCUUCAAAGUUUAACAAAUACGAAAAAUUUAAAAAAGCGUAAAAAUUUCACAUAUGUUCAGGUUAUACAGGAACACGAAGUCAAUGAACAUAACAAAUAAAUCAACUAAACCAAUGGACACAAAAAAGAAAAAACAAAUAAAUCAUCAUUUCCAUAGAAAGGAUCACCGUGACCGAAAAUAAAAAUGUUGAUAAACAAA